This is a messenger RNA of Annulohypoxylon maeteangense, 1742 nucleotides long. RefSeq names its product PRP3-domain-containing protein. Gene Ontology annotation, biological process: mRNA splicing, via spliceosome. Gene Ontology annotation, cellular component: U4/U6 x U5 tri-snRNP complex. The record is from RefSeq and is a predicted model, not a curated record. The coding region runs from base 208 to 1683 and encodes 491 amino acids. Lineage: Eukaryota; Fungi; Ascomycota; Sordariomycetes; Xylariales; Hypoxylaceae. The transcript has a single exon.
UUGGCUUCUGGUUGCUGGUCGUUCUUCCUUUCGUCCUUGGAUAUCAAACUACUUUUUCUUUCCCUUUCUUCCUUACUCUUACUGACGUUAUAUGCACAACUUCGCAUUUGAAGUUAUUGCAGAUUAAUCGAGUAGCUGAUUUGUUGUCUACGAAACAUUCCUCGUUCAUUCAUAAUAUAAGGCUACGCAUAAUCACAAUCGAUCUCUAUGGAUCGAAUCUCAUUGAAACGACACGGUUCGCCCGGCCUUGGCCUUCGCAACGAUGGCGGAUCUCGAGUCCAGAAACCAGAUCCAGGUUCAGACAAAGCAGCUAAGCUCGCCGCGCUCAAAGCUCGUGUAUCAGCUGCCAUAGGUACCAGCAAGGCGAAAGGAGGAUUAAACGUUGGGCUACAUCCAGCACUCGAAGACCUUGGACAAUGGAAACCCGGCGGCAAUAAAUCUAGUGAUUCGAAAUCGAACUCGCGCCACGAUAGUAAUCGACCGCCGAAGAAACAGGCGCUCGAUCUUUCGGGACCGUCUAAUGAAGAGAUCAAGAGCAAUCCAUAUUUCGACGCGAGUUUGGGGGCACCUAGUGUGAAGCCGCGACAAUCGCGCCACCUGAUAUUCAACCAGAAGGGUAAAUACAUCCAACAGGCGAACGCGCUGCGUCGGCAGGCCGCGCUCGAGGCCCUGAAGAAGAAGAUCGCAGCCGGCACGCGCAAGGUCGGUAUCGACGAGGAUAAAGAUGUCGAGAAGAACUUCAUUAUCGAUGCUCCACCAGAGAUCGAGUGGUGGGACGAAGGUCUAGUGGAUGGAAAGAAUUACGAUGAUAUCGAAAAUCCCAAGGCCCUGAAGAUCGAAUCCGAAGAUACGAUAGUUACGAGAUAUAUCCAACAUCCUGUCGCCAUCGAACCACCCCAAGACAAGAACGUCCCUGCUCCGAAACCUAUGUACCUCACCUCCACUGAACAAGCGAAACUGCGCCGCCAACGCCGAAUGGCCGACCUAAAAGAAGAACAAGCCAAGAUUAGGCUCGGUCUGGUGCCGGCGCCGCCACCAAAGGUCAAGAAGGGUAACCUAAUGCGUGUACUGGGCGAGGAAGCCGUCAAGGACCCUACGGCCGUCGAAGCGCGCGUGAACCGGGAGAUUGCAGACCGACACGCGAAGCACGUGGAAGCGAACGAGGAGCGAAAGUUGACCAAGGAGCAAAAACACGAUAAGCUAGCAACGAACCAAGAGAAGGAUGCGGCGAAGGGAUUGCACAUGCUGGUCUUCAAGAUCAACAGCCUAGCGAACGGCCAGCACCGGUACAAGAUCAACAUCAACGCGGACCAGCUGGCGCUCACGGGACUGGUCAUCAUGCACCCGAAGCAGAACCUAGUCAUCGUCGAGGGCGGCGAGUGGUCCAUAAAGCACUACAAGAAGCUGAUGCAGAACCGCAUCAACUGGACGGAGAACCUAGCAUCGAGAGAGAAAGACGCACAAAACGAAGCCUUAAAACAAUGGCUCAAGGCCGAGAACGAAGAAGGAGACCUAAAGGACCUAGCGGAGAACCAAUGCAAGUUGAUCUUCGAAGGCGAGGUUAAGUCCCGCGCGUUUAGAAAAUGGGGAUCGAAGGUCUGCGAGACGGAUAGCGAGGCGAGAGAGGUGCUGACCAAGUCCAAGAUGGAGAAUUUCUGGAACCUCGCGAAGUCUACGCAUUAGAGUAAUUAGUAUACUAGGUUAGGGAGAUUGUAAUACAAUGUUACGAUACGAAUAUUGGG